This is a messenger RNA of Pieris brassicae (large cabbage white), 4960 nucleotides long. RefSeq lists its product as uncharacterized. Lineage: Eukaryota; Metazoa; Arthropoda; Insecta; Lepidoptera; Pieridae. The record is from RefSeq and is a predicted model, not a curated record. Bases 596 to 4042 code for a protein of 1148 amino acids. The transcript is spliced from 16 exons.
CAUCGUUCAGUCAUCGUAUUACCGUGGGGAAGGAGUGUUGUUAUUACGUUUCGUAGUCCGCUAACACCGCAUUAUUUAUUAUAUUUACAUGUCUGACACCGCAUAUCCUUUGAACUGUAAUAGACUAUUUGCAGUUAGUUUAAGAAACCAGCUUUGAAUUUGUGAUUGUUGUCACAUGACAGUGCGCGUGUUGUGCUCUAUCGAUAUAACCUGUACAACUUCAAGGGCACGGGCAACUUUGUGCUUUGGAUGCGGUGCUCAAGAAGCUGUUCUAGGGAUUUUAGCCUUGCCUUUUGUAAGAUGUAAGUGGGCGUAUUCGAAAGUUUGAAAAUCGAUCGGGUGACGUGCGUGCGUGGGAUUACGUUUACGUAAUCUUUGUUUACCUUGGGAAUUUGCACUGUGUUGAUUACCGAGUCCUUUAUCACAACAUCUCUGGCGAUUGCAGACACAACACAAUACGGUCGAUGUCAGAAGAAUAAUUAGAAUUCCAGUUAACAGAUUUCUUACAUAAUUGAAGUUAUAUAACAGACAUCGCUUGGAAUGACUCAAAUUAAUCAGGAAGCGUUGGCCCUAGCGUCCCGGGCGUGGGCGUGAGAUGGCUCGUGCGGGCAUGCUGCACAGAGGAAAAAAUGGACCUGAAGGGUGCGACGACGUGCAGCGAUCUCUUGAACUGCUGGACCAGGUGCUGAGCGAGUACGACGACUCGCCUCGAUCGCUGGAGGCGAGGGCUCCUGCGCCCACGCCGCCCACGCCCGCCACGCCCGCGGACGACGAUUCGCCCCUCGCCGGACAUACGUCCGAGGACGAUGGAUACAUGAGCAUGAACGGACGCAGAGCGAAGUUCGCGCUGGGCUUUCGACCAACAGAGGAGCGCGAAGAGCCUUCGCCUCCUGACCCUACGUCACCGCAUUCUCCACCUCCGCCAGAGGAGGCCGAGAGGAUCAUUUCAAACCUCUUACCGAAAGUGUCACCAGCAAAUUCAGCGAAACGUACAAUAUCGAUAGAGCGACGCGAUGAGGACAAACUUGACUCAAUUAUCAGCGUUAACGGCAUCACCACCGCUACACAAACUACAUUCCCAAAAACAAGGCACCAAAGGCCUUAUGGAUGGGAGAAAGACACCGAAUCAAACCACACUCAUUUCAAUCAAUCACCGCCUUUUAAGUUCAGUUCGCUCCAACACGGAACGAGACCGCCCCAGGAAGGCGUCAUCCCGUGGCUGCCUCCGCGUCAAGUUCCCGUCAAAUCUCCCAGCUUCGAGAACCCACCGAUCUUUCCAUUCAUGGGUUUCUCCAGCGAAUUCAACGACAAGCCAUACAAUGAGCAUCCCGUCACCAUUUAUCCGGGGCCCAAUAUAUACAAAUCGCCCACGUACAAACUCUCCCCGUCCAUAAAAAUUGAGAAGAAACGAGACAGCAGGUCCGACGAAGAGAUCCUGUCUCCGAAGGGAAAGAUUCCUCCCCGAACUCUCGCCGGUUCUAUGGAGCGACAUAGAGAGGUGUGUAGAGGAUCCUCAGAGGAUAUGGAGAAGAGAGUUGAGAGAAAUGAUGAGGAGCAUUUCUCGGACGAUUCCUUGGAGUCGUUUCCGCCGCCGCCGACCACCAACACGCCUUCGAAACGCAAUUCCAUAGCAUGGGAAGUGUCCCUCGAUGGUGAUGAUCCUCUACUUACACCGGGUAGUACAAAGGUUAUCGGGAGACGUAGGAGAAGAUCAGGCGACCAAUCUCACUCCAGCACAAGCUCGAUUCCUCAAAAGUUGGAGGACGAUUGGGCAGAAGAGUACUGGCCCCCUCCGCCCCCUCAGUCCCAAUGCGAGAGCCAAGCGUCACCAUCUGACGCUGAACCGGAGCUACGUCGAACCCACGACCUUUCCUGCGGCACCUACGUCAUCAGAAAGGGCAAAAACCGAAAGCAGCUACCGAGUUUCGCCAAGAGCCCCAAAGCGACCGAUCCCCCUAACCUAAUAAAAAGCCAUAGCCUAAACAGAAGCACGGACAAAUCCAUAGACGGAUCCAGCAUAUCGAUAAGUGGCUCGGGCUCCGUCGGCUCCUACAACUCCAGACCUAGCUCCGAUCUAAGUCUACCUCAGUCUAGAUAUAGUGUCGACUUAAAUUCUCGAUUGAGUCGAGAACUCAACACUCCGAACUCGAGAUAUAGCAUAGACUUAUGUACACCCAACUCUAGAAUAAGCAAAGAGGUGACUUCUCCUAAAUCUAGGCUCAGUUUGGAUCUUAACGGACAGGAUAAGUACAUGAAUCAGGAUUACUACGCACACAGUCCUAAGAGCAGAAAGACGCCGGAGAAGAGAGAACCAAAAGUUCAGAACAAACUGUCGCCGCAAAAUAGAUUCACCGAUUUUAAGAAAUAUUCGUCUACCUUUGAUAAUAUACAAUCGUUGAUUAAGGAAGGGAAAGUCGAGGAGGCACCUCAGAAUGAGUGUAACGAGACGGUCGGUGAGCUCUCCACUGUACCGCCGAACAUGGUCCGUGUCAUAUCUCUACCCACACUCGGGGCGGAGUCCGAGAGCAACAGUGCCAGCAGACAGGCGCUCAUCACGACCGUGGAGGAAGAGGAAGACCAGGAAAUUGCCGAACGAAACUCCAGCGGGGAGACAUCUCCGCUUCGGAAGAUUGAAAAUAAUAUAAGUGCUAUACUAAGUCAAGGGCGGGACCACUUUACCCCAUACUUACCUAAAGACUGGAAUAUCCAUAAGGAUGAAUACUGUGAUGAAGUGUCUAAAGAUAUAUUAGAAAACAGUUUCCGUUAUAGUUCUAGGGAGAGGCAGAAGAGACACGAUAUCCAAAAAUCGUCGAGUCACAAUGAGAUUCAAAACCAGAGGUCGAUCGAGAGAAGAGACCGAUCUUCGGGACGAAGGUCAAAUAGCAUGCAUAAGUCUACCAGUGCCAAAGACGUGCCAGUCAGUUUGAUGCGUCAGCCGUCGUCAUCAGAUUCCGCAGUUUCCAGCGGUGGAGACUUUCCAUUAAAUGUUCAAAUCGUGGAACAUCCCUAUAGGCACAAUCAGCUGCCUCCGUCGCCCAAUUUGGGCCACGACAGAGGUCCUUUACCUCAAACACCAGAGUCACCCAAAUUUCCGCCUUUACCGCCCUCUCCUGUACAAGAGGUCGAUGAUGAAUAUACGGAGAUAAUGCAACCGACUGAAAGACGCCACACUAAGAAAGCGGACACUUUACCGACGCCAACACUGGAAUCUCGUAGAAGGCCUUCAGAACCGCCAGCCGUACCACCACAUAGGGACAACACAAAUAGCCUAAAAACCAGGUCGAUGGAAACCAGCUACAACAAGAACAGAAGAAACAGUUCACAACAUUUCAAAAGCGGAUCAACGGAUAGGAGAACCCUACCCACAGAUACAGGAGCGAGUGGCGCUCGUCGUCGUACUUUACAGCGCCAGAACCGAGACCUUUCCAGUGGUAGGGGGCAGUUGCAGACUUCCGCUAGUCUACCCGAGACACCAGUCUUUGCUCGGGGUUGUGACGUCCCUCGCACUCCGCCUAGGAACUCAACUGGGCCGCCUAGAAAUAACACUAUGAGUUCUAUGCAAACCAUAGGAAGUAGUGUUACUUUGGGUGGAUAUGGGCGUGGGUCAGUGAUGGGAACAUCGGGAGUAUGUACGGGCGCUGAUCUUCUCAGGAUGGGAGGACCUCCUCGAGGCUGGUACCCGCGACAGAGGCAUAGGCCUGCCUCCAUCGAGCAUCUAGACAGAAUCUCUUCAUCCAAAAUGGCAGCAGAUCACCCAAUAGUGUGGGACAACGCUGGUGCUCGCAAACCGUUAACACUACCGCCGAAUUUAACCCCGAAAUUCUUCCAAAAGUCUCCAAGAGAAGCGCUUCGAAGAGUUACAAGCUUAUUAAUACGAAAAGGUAACAAUGGGAAAGAAAAGGAAAACACAAAAAACAAGGAAGCAACCUCUCCAGCAGCACGCUCAGCUAAUGGUGAGGAGCAUCCCGGUCAGAAGCAACGUAAAGGUUUCUUUCGGAACCUUUGGAAGAAGUCUCGCCAUUAUUCCUUAGAGCAUCCAUGACUCAACAACGAGUCAUAUCGAUGGACACUUUGCUUACCAUAAACUCGAACUGCUCUCCGAAGCACGUUACCUACUGUUGUAUUUAACCGCGCACAACUACUAUUGCAAUGAUUUAUUUAUUCGAAAUAAGUAAUAUAUUGUUCAUAAUAUUAAGCGUUAAUAUUUUUAACAAAUAGUGUACACGUGUGAAUGUGGCUUUGAGAUGUGUAGUUGUAAGUCUUAGGUACCGACAUGGAUGUUUGAAUAAAUCAAUUAAUAAACUAACUUCCUUAAAAUGCGACGAUAUUGUCACGUAUAUAGUAAAAUUAAAAAGCCCACUUACUAUUUUACGAUUACAGUCGUCAUCUUAGUCUCAAGUUGCAGUCUUUUAAUAUUACCAAUAAAUACCAUCACUACCACAGCUACUGAUCAUUGAAUUUAUUUAAAUGUACAGUAUUACUAUUUAUAAAUGAUCUUUUAACAAUCUUAUAAAAAUUACAAGCUACGCUUUUGCGUAUAUUAAUUGACACUUACUUACUUUCUACCCAUUAUAUAAGCUUGGCCUACGUUUUUAUGAGUUUUUUGCCUUGACGCUUCUUUAUCAUGUAUUAAUUAUGAACUGUAGAAAUGUAGAUAUACACAUAGAAGUUUAAGUACUAUUUCUGUUCUCACCACGAUACUUGGGAGUUACGCUGAAUAACACAAUACAUAUUUAUACAUGUUUACACAACAGCUAUUGGCACAACAACUUUUAUAAGUUUAAAUGUACUAUUUUGUCUUAGAAUUUAGGCUUGUAAAGUUACUCUUGUAUUGAAGAAUUUCUAAGAACCAAAGUCAUUUUUGAGGACUACAAGUUUUAACAUUUUAUACCAAUUCUUGUAUUCGAGUGUACUUAAAUCUCUAUUAUUAUUGUAGAUUUUGUCAGAAGAAAAUAAAUUA